GCGAUUGUAGUACAAUCAUUCUGCUUCUAUAGAAUACACACCGCUACGAAAAAUUGUAGAGAUUCAUCAACAGGAUUGUCUUGGAAGUUAACUCGCCGGCAAUUUUACUGCUUUGCUAUUGAAUUUUUCCUGGUACUGGUACACCGUACACAACGCACUGACAAUGCUGCUCAAGGAGUACUCCAAGAUGUCUGCUUCUGUGGUGCCUUACUCCACAACUCUGGUGGAUGGGCGUCACGUGAUCGUGGAUGCCAUGACUGAGCUGCAGAUACACGAGACGUACAUCCUCGUUCAAGAGGCCGCCCAGUCUGGGCAGGGCUUCGGCGCUGACGAGUAUGCAGAUGAGAAAGAAUUUCUGGAGGACAUCAGCGAUGGUUUCCAGUUUGCCGUGAUGGACAAAGACUCUGGGGAGAUGGUGGCUGCUUUCAUCUUGGCCAUCAGCAAAUACUCCCGGGGUUGCCAGGUGGCUGAUCCCUUCAUCGUCGUGAAGAAAAACCAGAGGGGUUGCCGUCUCGGUACCUUCUGUAUGGACAAAUGUGUUCAGUUUGCAAAAGAACUUGGUUUCAUGGGCAUUUAUUGCGACACGUUCAGCAACAACACAGCCAUGAUCAAAAUCAUCGAGAGCAUCCCGGGGUUCCAGAAAGUCGGCUGCUUGCCGAUGGGCGGAGUGAUGAAGGACGGGAGAAUCGUGGGCACCGAGAUAUACUACAAAGAUCUCCGCUCGGACCAAGAGAGAGGAUAAAUGAGACAUUGAUAAGACUUUGCUGAAUCUGUAAACCACACUCGCUAAAUCCCGAGCAGUCUGCCGCGAGCCGCCUGAGAUUAUUCUGAAUCCUCGCCAUACCAUUAGCAAUACCGUGUUGCAAUAACCAAUGAUGAAAAUGAAAGACUCGACUCUGGACUUGCAAGGACCUGUGGUAGCUUUUGACGUAGACGUUGGUGAACGUGACGUAAAGCUUGCCAACCUGCACAAACGAGUCGCCGCCCCCGGCAACCAAACUGAUGCUGCGCCCAGCAACAAAUCUGUCUGCACGAUAACGUGACAUUUAAACCACAGUGUGUUCCUCUUGACUUGAACAGAAAAAUGCGUGAUCUCUGACUGAAUGUGAGAACAGUUAAAAAAGAACUGAAAUGUAUCUUAGCAAAGUGACAUUAUGUGUGCUUUAAAAAUGACCACGUAAUUAAAAUGCUUUUUACUUUGGUCUAUGCUUCAGGUAAAGAUUUAGAAAUGGAAAAGUUUGCUCUAUUCUGACUGUAAAUUUGUAUAUUCCCAGCUGUGCCUAUAACUUGACUUAGGCAGCAAUGUUUUAAAGAAAAAUAAUGAAUUUGUGAUCUGAUCUUGUUAGUGAAUUUCUGAUCAUUAUAACGAGUCAACAUAAAACUUGUGUUCCCUAACAACAAGCUUGACAAUUUCAUGAUCAGACUGAUCUGAUGCCCAUACUGCGCAAUUUGUAAAUCAAUAAUUUUGAAAAGAAUCUUAAUAGAAGUGUGUUGAAUUAUUAUUUACUCUCUGAAAGUAUCAUUUCUUGUUGUCUCAGACACUUCAGGGACAGUUCUGUUCUCUCUGCUGUAGCAGAUGGCUUUGUCCUUUUUUUUUUUUUAACACUUCAUUACAUGUAUUGUGAUGGAAAAGAAAUGUAUUUCUUAUUUAAGAAACGUCAUUUCAUAAAUGAAGGAAAAGGUGAAAGUUUCAAACUUUGCAGGCAGCCUUAGUUAUGUUAGAGGAUGAUAGGUUGGAUCCAAGUUUUAAAUCAAGGGAAGUAACCAAAUUAAUAACAAUGUAUUGUUAAAUGAAUUGUAUUUUGGUUGGUAACUGUUAGGUCUUUUAAUGGGAUGUUGUGCUCUGUCAAAUGAGUGACCUUGGUGAUUUAAUUGGAUUUGAUUCAAUACUGAGUUUAUAAUUAAUGGUACAUAAUUAAUUAAACAUAUUACUUGGAAAUAAAUACAAUGAAACUAACUAUUAAAUGUUGUAUAUCAAACAUCUGAUAAGGAAGACAUCUAAUCAUUUGAAAGUACAAUGUAUAAAAAUGCAUCUGUUUAGUAAGUGACAAAUGUCCAUCUUAGAAAUAACGUGGAUUAACUCAUUUCUAUUGCAGUGCAUAACAUUGACUCAAGUUGUUUUUUCCAAACUGAAAUUUGAUUUGAGACACAUACGGAGUGGUGUAUUAUUCAUGUUCUUAUAAUGCUUUCUUUGAAAUAGUUGCAAAUGUCCAUCUUAGAAAUAACGUGGAUCAGCAAACUGUUUUGCUAGCAUGACAUGUGAAGAGUUUGAAAAACUGGAAUGAAACAAAAACUUGUUUACAUGAUAUAAUGUGAGGGAAGAGAUCUGAUGUGUUGUGUCAGUUCUGAUGUGUGUAUAUAUGUAUGUAGUGUCAGUGUGUUGUAUUGCUGAAUAAUUCACUUGAUGAUAACCUAUUGGAUUCAUCUUAGAAAUAACGUGAGUCUUUCGGUGUUGUCUUUGAUGAGUUUGGCUUGAAAAUGUCAUCCAAAGUUCAUUGUUGUAAGACCUGCAACAUGUUUUCUAUGCAAGACUGACUUGACAUAUGAUGUUUGCAGUGUUUUUGUUUCAUACUCAGUGUUUUCGUCCGGUCUGGAAAGAAUCUGUUCAGUCUUGGUGUGAACCUCAUGGUAAAGACAGAAAUAAAUCUGAUGAGAUUGAAAAAAAAA
Messenger RNA from Aplysia californica (California sea hare), 2667 nucleotides. RefSeq lists its product as uncharacterized. Gene Ontology annotation, molecular function: acyltransferase activity, transferring groups other than amino-acyl groups. Bases 164 to 742 code for a protein of 192 amino acids. The transcript is spliced from 2 exons. The record is from RefSeq and is a predicted model, not a curated record. NCBI's taxonomy places the organism in Eukaryota, Metazoa, Mollusca, Gastropoda, Aplysiida, Aplysiidae.